AUGAAUGGAAGGGAUGGGUGCUGUAUUGCAAGACAUGAUGCUGGGAGUGUAAGUGCGUAUAAUAUGUCGAAAAUGGACCGGAUAAUGCAGAGAUUCCGGCCUAUAGCGCCUAAGCCGGCUGCUGCAAUUGGGUCGUUUUCCAGCGGCUGCGGAAACAAGUCCGCCGUCCCGGAAAACGCUGGUCUGAGUGUUAAAGUUGAGAUUGGAAAAAGACCGUGUGAAAAAUAUAGUGCAAGUAGUGUAAAGAAGAAGUGUACUGGGAGAAAAAGGAAGGCUUCAUCUGAAGAUAGUGAGUUAAAUGGUAGAACAGCCUCCAAUGAGUCAAUUUCCGGUGACACGGCGGUGACGCUGCUGUUAUUGCCGGAGACACCUGAUGUGAAGGAAAGUUCCAAAAGGGAGCCACAGAGUUCACCUUUAUGUCUAAGUUUUGGGAAUGAAGAAAAGCACGUCGGUCACGACAUGGAGGAUCUUCCACUGGCGGUGGUGCCUCAGGCGGUUCUCCGCCAGUCGGUGGUCGGAUCAUGGGUGAAGGUUGAAUGCAUAACCGUCGCGUGGGAGCAUUGUGAUGUUUACGGACUAGGGCAUACGGACGAGGAGAGAAUGAUGAAUCUAUAUCUCGACACGUGUCCGGGGUUCGUAUCAGACGGUCUGAACAGGGUGAAGUGGACAAAUUUGGCCUACAAGCAGAUGGUACAAGGUGAUGCUGCGGCGUCGGCGGCGGAGGUGUGGCUGGUGAUCAACAAGGGGGUGGCCCUGCCGGUGGGUUGGCCCUCUUUCACAUGCUGGCUGACGGUGGUGAAAAGUCCCACCACCUCUCUCACGGUGCCGUGUGAUGUGUGGAGAAUGGAAUGUGGAGGGUUUGCAUGGAGACUUGAUGCAAAGGCUGCCCUAUCUUUAGGUUCAUAA
This is a messenger RNA of Fraxinus pennsylvanica, 906 nucleotides long. The record is from the annotation of a GenBank genome assembly. Lineage: Eukaryota; Viridiplantae; Streptophyta; Magnoliopsida; Lamiales; Oleaceae.